This is a messenger RNA of Aspergillus aculeatus ATCC 16872, 1627 nucleotides long. RefSeq names its product MFS transporter. Lineage: Eukaryota; Fungi; Ascomycota; Eurotiomycetes; Eurotiales; Aspergillaceae. The record is from RefSeq and is a predicted model, not a curated record. Gene Ontology annotation, biological process: transmembrane transport. The transcript is spliced from 3 exons. Gene Ontology annotation, molecular function: transmembrane transporter activity. Gene Ontology annotation, cellular component: membrane. Bases 1 to 1461 code for a protein of 486 amino acids.
AUGCCUCCUCUUUCCCUGAAACAGAUCUCUGUUCAAAAGGAUGGGGAAGGCAAUGAUGGCCGGUUUGACCCUGCUGACCCGCGCACCUGGCCGAGCAAAUGGAAAUGGAUCAAUAUCCUGCUCAUUUCGAUGCAAGGCACGCUCUCCCCGAUCGCGUCCACAAUUCUCGUGAUGGGAACCACACAACUCAUGUCGGAUUUCUCGCUGACCAACACAUACGUCGCCGCUCUACCUAUCGGUCUUUACGUGCUUGGUCUAGGCAUCGGACCGCUCUUCGUGGCACCCUGCUCGGAGGUUUACGGACGUCGAGUGGCCUACGUUGUAAGUUUCUGUAUCUUCACCGUGCUCAAUGUCGGGUGCGCCUUAUCGCCAAACAUCGGGGCCUUGAUCGUCCUCCGUCUGUUGUCUGGCAUGGCUGGAUCGGCCGGUCCCAGUCUUGGGGGCAGCAGUGUCGGCGACAUGUUCCGGCCGGAGGAACGAGGAAAAGCGCAAGCUGUGUACUCUUUGGGCCCAACUUUCGGACCGGUCCUGGGCGGAGUGAUGGGCGGGUUCAUCGUACACGGCACUGGGGGCUGGCGGUGGCUGCUGUGGGUGAUGGCCAUUGCUUCGGGGGUUACGAGUGUGGCGGCCAUCUUCCUGCAGCGCGAGACGUACCGGCCCUUCUUACUGCGGCAGAAGCAAGGCCUUGAGGGUGCCGUCACCCAUCCUCGAGCACAUAUCGAGCUGUUGAAGGUUUUACGCGUCGCUUUGACUCGGCCCGUUCGCCUUCUCUUCACCUCGCCGAUCUGCACAUUUAUGAGUCUUUACCUUUCCCUGAUUUACGGAAUCCUCUACCUCCACCUCAUAACCAUCCCACUCCUCUACGGCCCCGUCCCCAUCCCUCCGCUCUUCUCCUACCGCUGGACCGGCGGCACGACCGGGCUCGCCUUCCUCGGCGCGGGAAUCGGUUCCCUCUUCGGCACCGCCGUCUGCGCCCGCUUCCUGAACCGCUCCUACGCCCGCGCUGCGCGCCACCACGCCGGCAAAUUUGGCCAGCCCGAGGUCGCGAUUGCCCCAAUCCGAAUGCCUGAGUUCCGGCUGCCCUUCCUCCAAGCCGGAAUGGUCAUCGUCCCCGCGGGACUGAUCAUCUUCGGGUGGAGCGCGGAGAAGCAGACGCACUGGGUGGUGCCCCUGGUCGGGGCCUGCGUGCUGGGGAUGGGGAUGCUGAUGGGCUACGUCGCCAUCCACGCCUACCUGGUCGAUGCGUUCGAGCAGUACGCGGCGAGCGCGCUGGCGGCGGCGGUGAUCACUCGAUGCGUGCUGACCUGUGUCUUGACAGUGGUCGGAUCGGAGUUGUAUCGGCGGCUGGGGUAUGCUUGGGGAUCGAUGCUCCUAGCAUUCAUUUGCAUCGCGAUGAUCCCGAUUCCAUUUUUCUUGGAACGGUAUGGGCCGCAGUUGCGCGCGAGGACGAUUCGACUUUAGAAACAAGCGGAAAGAUGACGAAGAUUGGCCCGAAUCCCGGGCGGAAGAGUUGGACAGAGUUGAUGUAAAAUGCGGUCAAGUUGAGGGAUUUGGAGCCUGGUAUUACGUGAUUGGCAACAUGCAUGAGUCAUUGAGUUCCGGAGAUAGUCUGUCGCAAGCAUAUGGU